This is a messenger RNA of Oryza brachyantha (malo sina), 1367 nucleotides long. RefSeq names its product malate dehydrogenase, mitochondrial-like. Lineage: Eukaryota; Viridiplantae; Streptophyta; Magnoliopsida; Poales; Poaceae. Gene Ontology annotation, biological process: malate metabolic process; tricarboxylic acid cycle. Gene Ontology annotation, cellular component: mitochondrion; cytoplasm. Gene Ontology annotation, molecular function: L-malate dehydrogenase (NAD+) activity. The record is from RefSeq and is a predicted model, not a curated record. The transcript is spliced from 7 exons. Bases 102 to 1136 code for a protein of 344 amino acids.
CGCCGCACUCUCUCGCAGCCUCACUCCCAUUCCGUCCCACCCACCCACCGCCGCGGCACACACGACGAACACCUGAGCGGGGAGAGAGGGAGGGAGCCGAGAUGAGGCCGUCGCUGCUGAGAUCCGCGUCCCAGCUCCUCCGCCGCAACCGCCGCCGCGACUACUCGGCGGCCGCGGCCGGCCAGCCGGAGCGGAAGGUGGCCAUCCUCGGCGCGGCGGGAGGGAUCGGCCAGCCCCUCGCGCUCCUCAUGAAGCUCAACCCGCUCGUCUCCUCGCUCUCCCUCUACGAUAUCGCCGGCACCCCCGGCGUCGCCGCCGAUGUCUCCCACAUCAACUCGCCGGCACUGGUGAAGGGCUUCGUCGGCGAGGAGCAGCUCGGGGAGGCGCUGGAGGGUUCGGACGUUGUAAUCAUCCCGGCCGGGGUGCCGAGGAAGCCCGGGAUGACCAGGGACGACCUCUUCAACAUCAACGCUGGCAUUGUCAAGGGCCUCUGCACUGCCAUCUCCAAGUACUGCCCCAACGCUCUUGUCAAUAUGAUCAGCAACCCUGUCAACUCGACUGUCCCAAUUGCAGCGGAGGUGUUCAAGAAGGCUGGUACUUACGAUGAGAAGAAACUGUUCGGUGUGACCACGCUUGAUGUUGUCCGUGCUAAAACUUUCUAUGCUGGAAAGGCCAAUGUGCCAGUUACUGAGGUGAAUGUUCCUGUUGUUGGUGGUCAUGCUGGUAUUACUAUCCUGCCACUGUUCUCACAGGCAACUCCAGCGACUAAUGCAUUGUGUCAUGAGGAUAUUAAGGCUCUGACCAAGAGGACACAAGAUGGUGGGACGGAAGUUGUUGAAGCAAAGGCUGGAAAGGGCUCUGCAACAUUGUCGAUGGCAUAUGCUGGAGCAGUAUUUGCAGACGCAUGCUUGAAGGGGCUAAAUGGAGUUCCUAAUGUUGUAGAGUGCUCUUUUGUGCAAUCAACAGUAACAGAGCUGCCAUUCUUUGCCUCAAAGGUAACGCUUGGCAAGAACGGGGUGGAGGAAGUACAUGGGCUGGGCCAGCUUUCUGACUUUGAGAAGGAGGGUCUGGAGAACCUCAAGGGUGAGCUCAAGUCUUCCAUUGAGAAGGGCAUCAAGUUUGCUCACGCGAACUAGUCAACCUAAGCAGACUCUAACAAAUUCAAAUGUGAACUAGGGGGGGACCCCUCGAAUUUUUGGUUUGACUGCUGUUCUGCCUCCCAUCUGCUGGGGCACCGAGGUGUUGUGCUCCAGAAUAAAAUCCAGUGGCUUGAUGCCAACCUGAACAAUACUUGUACCCAAAACUGUGACUUCGGUGCCUUUUGCACAUUUUACCUGAAACUGCGGACGGUGAAUCUGAAUCGUGAA